This is a messenger RNA of Psylliodes chrysocephalus, 2181 nucleotides long. The record is from the annotation of a GenBank genome assembly. Lineage: Eukaryota; Metazoa; Arthropoda; Insecta; Coleoptera; Chrysomelidae.
GGCGACUCGCCUAGAAACGGAGACAUGCAAGAAAUUGAAAUGGAAGAGGAGGAAGAAGAAGCGCCCGUCGUCCAUUUGGAGUUCUUCGACGAGACCCUUCAAAUACACGUCCUGAAAUCCCUCAACAUGAUGAGAAAAAACCGGCACUUCUGUGACGUUAUUCUUCACGUUGGCAACACUGAAGUACACGCUCACAGAUCGGUGUUGGCAAGCGUGUCUCCAUAUUUAUUCGAACUCUUCACUACCGAUGAGGACCAAAAAAGGGCAGAAAAUGUGAUCAAUUACAAGCUGAACGGUGGUUUCGACCCCAUAGCCUUCCAAAUUUUGAUUGACUAUGCCUAUACAGCAAAGUUGCAGGUCCAUUACAGUAAUGUUAAAGCAGUUUUCUCUGCCGCAAACAACCUCAAAAUGGAAAGAGUUACUAGAAUAUGCGCCCAACAUCUCAUCAAACAUCUUUCUGUAGACAAUUGCGUCGAAAUCAGAUCUCUACCAGGAAUAGCCAAGAAUAAAGAAUUCAUCCAGCAAGUGGACGCGUUUAUAAUGACAGAGUUUGCUAAAAUUAGCAAAAACAGCAACGUGCUAAACCUGUUUUGCGCCAGGAUAGAGGUCCUAAAUCAAUCCAGAGAAGAGAUGUCCUUGGUGAACGAAAACUCCCUCUGCAGACUGGUUCUCGAAUGGAUCAAACGGCAAGUCGCUGAAGAUAAUUUACAUAUAUCCGAUCUCUCCGAGAAAACUUUCAUGUUGUACCUUGCCAUAGAUAAUUCCCUACAAGACUGUUCCCGAGUUCCUUCGGGCGAUAUUAGUGAUACAGAGAUCGUGCAGGAUUAUAAGAAAUUGUCGUUGAAAGAUAAACAAGGGGCUACCAAAAACAAAAAGAAGGUGCUAGGCCAACCUACGAAACCUCGGGUGCUCAUUUACAACAGAGACAUCGGCGAGGAAUUCGAAAGCGAACUGGAACCUGAUUGGAACCUCAUCGCCACCGAACCAAUCGGAGAUCACAGCUUUUUGGCUCUAGUCACGUUAGCGGGAAAAUUGUCGACGUUGUCGAUACAAUUAAGAUUAAAUACGCCUUCAACUCCGUCUCCCGUCCAAACGCCCGACGCAAGCAGAUCAGCUAGUGAAGACAAACCCGAUCUGUAUUGCGCUGUUGCCAGUAUGUCGUGUCAUCGAUGCGCUCUUGGAUGUGGAAAUUAUAAUAAUACUCUUAUUGUUUGCGGAGGUUAUGACAGGACUGAAUGCCUACGAUCCGUUGAACAAUACAUUCCAGAAACCAAUACUUGGAAAAUUCUACCGCCCAUGCGAGAAAAUCGCGGUAGAUUCAAAAUAGCAGUCCUCAAUGAAAAAGUUUAUGCUAUAGGUGGUAGUAACGGUACUACAGAGCUGGACUCUGUUGAGAUGCUUGACUUCGGGAUUGGCAAGUGGGUGAAAAUGCCUAAAAUGCCUUUAGCACGCAGUAACAUGGGCGUGUGUACUUUGAACGACAGCAUUUACUGCAUCGGUGGUUGGAACGGGCAAGUAGGGAUCAAACAAUGCCACGUUUUUAGUCCAGAGGGCGGAAUUUGGACGUCUAUCGCUCCUUUGAAUAUAGGCCGUUAUCAAGCAGGCGUCACGUCUUAUAACAAUUUGAUUUACGCGAUAGGCGGUUCAGACGCUUGGAACUGUCUGUCAUCCGUCGAAAUUUAUAAUCCAGAGGGCAACACUUGGCAACAAUCCAAACCGAUUAUCACGGCUAGAAGGGGUUGCGCUUUGGCAGUUUUUAAUAACAGACUUUACGUUAUUGGAGGAUCUGAUGGGCAACAUUCUUUGAGUUCUACAGAAGUUUUCGAUGAGGAGACUCAGACUUGGACUUUCGGACCUUCUAUGACCACGCCGAGAGCUAAUAUGGAAGUUGCUGUCGUUGGAGACAGAUUGUACGCCGUAGGAGGUUUCUCGGGCAAAACAUUCCUAAACACCAUUGAAUAUUUGGACUUGAAGUCCAACGAAUGGACGACGUUCGUGCCCAAAGGUACCUGCGAAAUGUUGACCAGGCGAAAACCCAGAAGCCGCAAGAAUUCCAGGAAAAGCAUGUCUGAAGAUAAAAAGGUCUUGAAUUCGACCAGUACACCCAGCGAUAUUAAGGAAAAUUUCAUUAUGUCUGAUGAAAAUUCGUCGACGGAAAAGGACGUUACGGAUAAUUCGUAA